This is a messenger RNA of Engraulis encrasicolus (European anchovy), 3259 nucleotides long. RefSeq names its product integrator complex subunit 4 (gene ints4). Gene Ontology annotation, biological process: snRNA processing. The transcript has 23 exons. Gene Ontology annotation, cellular component: integrator complex. The coding region runs from base 33 to 2969 and encodes 978 amino acids. Lineage: Eukaryota; Metazoa; Chordata; Actinopteri; Clupeiformes; Engraulidae. The record is from RefSeq and is a predicted model, not a curated record.
UGGAGCAGAACAGGGAGUACUGUGUCACACCGAUGAUGGCAGCCCACUUGAAGAAGCGAGUUUAUGAGGAGUUUUCUAAAGUUGUACAGCAACAUCCAGAAGAGGUCCCUGCUAAAAAGCUCCGGCUAACCAAGCCCAGCAAAUCCGCUGCUCUGCACUUGGAUCUGUGCAAGGCCACCAACCCCACAGAUGCUCUGCAGUAUCUACUACAGUUUGCCCGCAAGCCGGUGGAGGCUGAGAGUGUAGAGGGAGUGGUACGCAUUCUCCUGGAACACUACUAUAAGGAGACAGACACGUCUGUGCGUCUGAAGAUUGCCUCCCUCCUUGGUUUGCUGUCUAAGACCCAAGGCUUCUCCCCGGAUUGCAUAGUGGAUGAUGCCAUAAGCACCCUUAACAAUGAAAAAUCCCAUCAAGUCCUUGCUCAGCUUUUGGACACCCUGCUUGUCAUUGGCACUCAGCUUCCAGACAGCGUGGCCAUCACUCAGAGACUGAUCGAGGUGGCAUGCAAGCACCUUUCAGACACUUACUUUGGCGUGAGGAACAAGUGUCUGCACCUCCUGGGUUGCCUGGGCACCGUGGACAAGCCUCUGACUAAAGAAAGUGAUGCCACAGCCGCGGCACCGGGAGCACCCUCAAGAGAUGUGCAGAGUGUCAUCAGUGACUACUUUGCAGAUCAGGACCCCAGAGUCAGGACAGCCGCCAUCAAAGCCAUGUUGCAACUCCAUGACAGAGGAAUGAAGCUGCAACAGACGAUCUAUAGUCAGGCUUGCAAGCUGUUGAAUGAUGACUAUGAGCAGGUCCGCUCAGCUGCAGUGCAGAUGGUUUUUGUACUGAGCCAACUGUAUCCAGAAAGCAUUGUCCCCAUCCCAUCAUCCAAUGAGGAGAUCCGACUGGUGGACGACUCAUUUGGAAAAAUUAGCCACAUGGUGAGCGAUGGAUCCUGGGUGGUCAGAGUCCAGGCUGCCAAACUUCUGGGAUCCAUGCUUCAGGUCAGCCCCCACUUCCUGGAGCAAACACUGGACAAGAAACUGAUGUCAGACCUGCGGCGGAAGCGCACAGCCCAUGAGCGGGCAAAAGAGCUCUAUGCUUCCGGAGAAUUCUCCUCCGGGCGGAGGUGGGCGGACGACGCCCCCAGGGAGAAGGUGGACACGUCCGGGGUGAACCUGAUCGACUCUGGGGCCUGCGGGGCUUUUGUGCAUGGCCUGGAGGAUGAGAUGUACGAGGUGAGGAUCGCUGCUGUGGAGGCCCUCUGCUCCCUGGCCCAGUCCUCCCCCAGCUUUGCGGAGAAGUGUCUGGACUUCCUGGUGGACAUGUUCAACGACGAGAUCGAGGAGGUGCGUCUGCAGUCCAUCCACGCGCUGCGGCAGAUCUCCACCCACAUCACCCUCCGGGAGGACCAGCUGGACACUGUGCUCGCUGUGCUGGAGGACUCAUCUAGGGACAUCCGCGAGGCGCUGCAUGAGCUGCUGUGUUUCACCAACGCCUCCACCAAGGAGUGCAUCCAGCUGGCCCUAUUAGAACUCCUCAAGAACCUCACCAAGUACCCCACCGACAAGAACUCUGUCUGGAAGUGUCUGAAAUUCCUUGGGAUGCGACAUCCAAACCUGGUGUUACCCCUCGUGCCGGAGCUGCUGAGCACGCAUCCAUACUUCGAUACCCCAGAGCCAGAUAUGGACGACCCAGCCUAUAUUGCUGUUCUUGUGCUAGUGUUCAAUGCAGCCAAGUUCUGCCCGACGAUGUCCGCGUUGUUCUCAGACCACACGUUCCGUCACUACGCCUACCUGAGAGACAGCUUAUCUCAUCUGGUGCCACAACUGCGGCUGCCGGGUAAGAAGCUGACGUUGGGGGUGGGUUCAGAGGCCAGUGGGCUGUGCUCGGGCAGCGUGGAGUCGGCUCACCUCUUCCUGCAGGACAGCCUGUCCCGGGUCAGCAUGCUGCAGAGCCUGGAGGCACCAGGAGCACAGGACCUGCUCGACUUCACCAUCAGAGAUCUUCAGAGGCUGGGGGAGCUACAGACGGAGCUGGCCGGUUCAGCAGACUUCUGUGCCACGUACCUGCGCUGUCAACUGCUGCUCACAAAGGCUCUGCAGGAGAAGCUUUGGAACAUGGCUGUUCCUCUGUGCCUGAAGCAGAAUGCAAUGGCAUCAGCCGCUGUCAAACAGAUCCUGGAGGAGACCUACAAGCUGGAGUUCCUGUACAGUGGGCUGGAGAUGAGGCAGGUGGCCACCAUUCACCACGUGCGCCUGCAGGCCAAAGCCUUACAGCUGGUCCUCACCGCACGCACCAAACGAGGGGUUGAUCCCCAGAUUGCGGUCUACGAGAAAUUUAUUCAGGAGGUGGAGUCGUUUCAGAGGCUCUUCAUGUCCGACAUGCCCCACUUCCAGGACAGCUUCGUGGACAAGCUUCUGGAGCUCAUGCCCAGACUCAUGGCCUGUAAACCGCUGGACCUGGUGAAGAUCCUCCACACCACACUCAGGCAGAGCGGCUUCCUGGCCCUCAAGAUACCCGAGCAGAUUCAUCGUGCUUCAGCAACCAUCAUUGAGCCAACAGGAGAGUCCGACAACCCCCUGCGCUUCACAACGGGCCUGGUGGUGGCGCUAGACAUUGAUGCCACACUGGAACAUGUGCAGGAGCCUCAGAGCACAGUCAAAGUGCAGGUGUUGUAUCCUGAUGGACAGGCCCACAUCAUUCAUCCCAAACCGGGAGACUUCCGGCACCCUGGACCUGGCCGCGUCCGUCUCAUCACCCAAGUCUACCUCUCCCACAAUGCAUGGACAGAGCCAUGUCAAAUUGAGGUGAGGCUUCUGCUGGCCUACAGCUCCGCCACCAGUAAGAUUUCGAGCCCCAAGCCCGUGUGGAGCGAGGGCACAGAGGGCCUCCUUCCCCAGGCCGAGAGCUCUAUCGAAGGCACAAUCCCGCUCAGCAAGCCAGUGAAGGUGUUCAUCAUGCCCAAACUGGCUCGCCGCUGAGGCUUGGACAUACGGCAACAGAGAGACCCUAAACAAGGGAUAGCUCAGCUGGAUGUAUGAGAGACAAGAGACUUUAUGGACAUAAUGCCGCUGUGCUCGUUUUUGCACUGACUGACUACCCUUUGAACUUGCAUAUGAUGUAUGUUUUCUUUGUUUUAAACAAGUCUUUUUUGUAUUUCAGCUGAAAUAGCUCUUUUAGUCAAUGGUCACAAUGUCAAACUGAGCAAAAAAAAUUAGUCUUUAUUUGUGGACUGGUCAAAUAAACUGUGUAAAACAGCUUCUUGUACAUA